GCGGCGGCUCCGCGCAGAGGGGCGGCCAAACCGCGGCGGACGGGCCUGCGCCGGAGCCGCUCCCCGCGCAGGAGCCGCGGGCGCUGCGCUAUGGGCAGGAGGAGCCGGCGGGCAGCCGACAGCUCGUCCUCGGCAGACGAGGAGGAAUAUGUGGUGGAGAAGGUGCUGGAUCGGCGCGUGGUGAGGGGCCAGGCCGAGUACCUGCUCAAGUGGAAGGGCUUCUCCGAGGAACACAACACGUGGGAGCCCGAGAAGAACCUGGACUGCCCCGAGCUGAUCUCGCAGUUCCUGCGCAAGGACCGCAGGAUGAGGGACGGGGACAGCGGGACACGGCCCCGGGAACGCCCCGAGGGCGCCAAGAGGAAGGGGCUGCCCGGGAACGGCAACGGCAGCGACGACGGCCGGGCCAAGAAGAAGAGGGAGGUGAGGAGGGGACGUGGAGGGGGGGAU
Molecule: messenger RNA, 450 nt
Organism: Empidonax traillii (willow flycatcher)
Lineage: Eukaryota; Metazoa; Chordata; Aves; Passeriformes; Tyrannidae
Product: chromobox protein homolog 5-like
Exons: 3
Biological process (GO): negative regulation of transcription by RNA polymerase II; chromatin organization
Cellular component (GO): pericentric heterochromatin
Molecular function (GO): chromatin binding
Source: RefSeq, a predicted model, not a curated record